UUCAGAACAAUGAAUGAAGUUUGGACUCCUAUUGCGAAGCAGUACAACCCAUUGAAAGCUGGAAGCAUUGAUGGCACUGAUGAGGAACCCCACGACCGAGCUGUGUCAAGGGCAAUUGCAGCCAAGUACAGACCAAACAAAGGAGUAUUAGGAGACCCUCACCUGACACUCUUUGUCGCCAGGUUAAAUCCCCAAACAUCUGAGGAGAAGUUAAAAGACACUUUUUCCCGAUUUGGGGAUGUCCGCAGACUGAGACUUGUGCGUGAUAUUGUCACUGGUUUUUCCAAAUGCUAUGCUUUCAUUGAAUAUAAGGAUGAACGUUCAUUAUUAAAGGCACAUCGUGACAGCAAUAAAUUAGUCGUAGACCAGAAUGAAAUAUUUGUGGAUUUUGAAUUAGAACGCACUUUGAAAGGAUGGGUCCCACGGAGACUUGGAGGGGGAUUAGGCGGUAAAAAAGAAUCUGGCCAGCUACGGUUUGGUGGACGAGAUCGUCCAUUUAGGAAACCUAUCAGUCUCCCAGCAUUGAAGGCAGAACUAUACACAGAGGAGCAGGCUGACAAACUAGAUAGGUCAAGUUCCAGAGAACUGUCGAGGGAUAGCCGGCAGUGGGAGAGAAGUCGAGACUGGGAAAGGCGAAGGGAAAGAGAGCAGAGAGGUGAGGAAGGACAAAAGCGUGAUGGAGAUAGAGUGCGAUACAGAAGUAGGGAAAGAGAUCAUAAACGACAAAGAGAUGAAGGUCGAUGUACAGAGGAAGAUAAACACCAACGGAGAAACAGGCAUAAAACUCGACGAUAGAAGCUAUACUAGGGGUUUACCUUCCUAAUGAAAGUAGAAGUAUCUUUUUAGGCUCUGUUCCACCGAAGUCUUCGAUUACUUUUAUGGUACAACUGAAAUAUGAAGUACCUUGUCAGCAUCAGUGGUGUAUAAAUAAUAUUCACAACUUGCUGAUAAACUGUUAUGUUAUUUGAGAGCAAAGAUUGUUUUGGUUCUGUGAAGGUUUGCUCUUUCAAAUAAAAACAAAUGUGAUGUUA
This is a messenger RNA of Rhincodon typus (whale shark), 1031 nucleotides long. It is a transcript of the gene snrnp35, whose product is annotated as small nuclear ribonucleoprotein 35 (U11/U12). The record is from RefSeq and is a predicted model, not a curated record. Gene Ontology annotation, molecular function: mRNA binding; snRNA binding. The transcript has a single exon. Bases 10 to 795 code for a protein of 261 amino acids. Gene Ontology annotation, biological process: mRNA splicing, via spliceosome. Gene Ontology annotation, cellular component: U12-type spliceosomal complex; precatalytic spliceosome. NCBI's taxonomy places the organism in Eukaryota, Metazoa, Chordata, Chondrichthyes, Orectolobiformes, Rhincodontidae.